Messenger RNA from Ornithorhynchus anatinus (platypus), 2426 nucleotides. RefSeq names its product transmembrane protein 272 (gene TMEM272). The coding region runs from base 733 to 1296 and encodes 187 amino acids. NCBI's taxonomy places the organism in Eukaryota, Metazoa, Chordata, Mammalia, Monotremata, Ornithorhynchidae. The record is from RefSeq and is a predicted model, not a curated record. The transcript has 8 exons.
AGGGAAUGGUGGGGUUGGAAAGAUUCCACAUCAAAUACUUGAAGAAGAAGCAGUUGUGGACUAAAUUUCAGCUUAAGUAAAUUUGCUGAGGAGAUGGACCUGAGGGGGCUGGAUGUCUGCCAUCUUAGGGAAGAUCAAUCCCAGCUGCUCCUGCCUCUAUGGUGCCUUGGGACAUGGUUUAUGUCAUUACCAUUUGAAGUUGGCUCUGCUGAGAGUUCUAGAGUGAUUGGACGGCAGAUCCGGGAAACGGUCCUGGCGGCUAGCGGGUGAUGAGAACCGCCGACAGACCUUGCAAAUUCCAGACAGGUUGAUUCUCGUGGUACACCGGCAUGCUGGUUCCCAAGGUUCCCAGGCCUUCCUCUGCUGCCCCCUUCUGAUACUGGAAACUACUAUCGGGGGUAUUCACAGUGCCUAAAGCGGACGUGGGAGUAGGAACGAGAGAUCAUCAAAUCAGCUCCUCUAAGUAGAAACCGCAGAGUUUCUGCCCGACUGCAGCAGAAGAAACGGAAUGGAGACCCAGAGAUAGAAAAUGCACCGGCAGUCAGCGAGAAAUGCAACUCCGAGGCACCGGGAGAAUUCGGAAUCGGUAAGACCUCGGAGAGGCACCGGGAUAGUCAGGGCUUGACGGCUUGACAUGCCUCUCUCCAAGAAUAUAUAUUCUUUUUGACAGCCAGCUUCUCGACCUAACUCUUCAGCCGGCGCAAAGAAGCUGUUCACAGAGAGUAAUCGGCCAUGUCUGGUGGUUUGGAGAAGGCCUGUCAUCGCUGCAUCUCGAAAAUAGCAAGCAAUGCUUGCUUUAUCUCUGCACUCCUGGCUUUUCUGGCACUGCCGCUGUCCAUGGCUUUUACAGGAAUUAAGUUUUUGGAGGACUGUCCCAUUCAGCCUCUCAUCCCCCUGUAUUUGCUGGUGGGGGGCAUCGUUGGCAGCUUAAAGGUCUCCCUCCUGCUGUACGACUCCAACCGGAUGAGGCAGCUGCUCUCCAAGUCCAUCGUGAUAGAUGACGACGACGACGAUGAGUAUCCGUGGCGCCAGAACGCUCACAGAUACUACGUCCACCUCGUCCUCAGCCUCUUCCUCUUUCUGUGGUUCAUAAUGGGCAAUUACUGGGUCUUUUCCAUAUACCCGCCCGACUUCAUCCCCCCUUUCCACCGGCCCCAGGACUACUGUGACAAAACCCUGUACAUCUUUGCGGUCGGUGCCCUCUCCCUCAGUCACGCUGGGCUGUGUCUGCUUGUCUGUUGCAGCUGCUGCACGUAUCUCUUUUCGAAGCGGAGCGAGGCCCUCGGCGGGGACUAAGAGUCACCCCAAGAGUCUGCACAGGAACAAAGAGACUUCUAGUGAAAAUGCAGAGGCGAUUUAGUCUCGGGAAGACCACAUCUCGCGGGGAAUCAGGAAAACCGAGCUUGGUUCUAGCCCGUUUUGCUGAGGUAUUUUAGAGAAGGCACUGAAUUUCUCCUUGUAUCACAGGUUUCCACUGAUAAGAGGAAGGUGGUGUCCACCGCACUUGAGCAGGUUUCUGGGGAUUUUGCUGAGCUGAGUGAGAAAGUGAAUUCACCAGAGGAAAGAAUGCAAUAGCUGUGCCAAAUUACCAGAACAAUGAAGUCUGUAAAAUACCAUACUUGAAGUGUCUUUAAAACAAGGAACUUGAUUGCUCGAAAUAGGCACGGCCUCUAAUCAUUUGGGCAUCUAAAAGCUCCUCGAGAAAUUCCAUUGCUUUAUAAAUGGCCCACUGUGGCAAAAAUCCCAUCAAAUUAGAAAAGAGGGUGGACCGAGGUGGUUAUAUGGAAGGGAGGAGAAUGGGGGAGUCACUGGGGGUUUUUCUAAGGAUUGAGAUGCUGGGGCCCCUUUGGAGAAUUUGUCGGCUUUGAAGAGGUAGAGACUUGGUUGCCUAUGGUGUUAUGAGAUUACGUAUGAGAUUAGAGUGAAAUAACAAUUAGCCUCAGAAGUCUCCUUAUGCCAGCAAUACUGCCUCCCCCUCACCCCAAAAUAUGGGUACCGUGUACCCUAAAACCUGAUCCUCUGGUGGUAGUCGCAGUAGCCGCGGAAGUGUGCUGGGAGUAGUAAUAGCAGAGGUAUUAAGCUCCUUGUGGGCAGAGAUUGUGUCGACCUACUGUACUGUACUAUUUCAAGAGGUUAGUGCAGUGCUCUGCACACGAUAUGUGCUCAACAAAUACCUUUGGUAGCGGUGUUUAUUAGGCACUCAUUUGGUGUGAUGCACUGUACUAGAGGCUUGAGAAAUCGAAACUAACGAACCGACUCGUUCCCUGCCUACUAAGAGUUUACACUCUUCUAGGGGAGACAUUGAAAAAAAAAAUUGGAGCAGACCUUUGUAUUUAAAACAUCUGGCCUUUUUAAGUACACACACACACACUCUGUCUCUUGGCCUUUUAAAAGAAAAGCAUCCCUGGUUUCAUUCAUUCAUUCAA